Clonostachys rhizophaga is the source of this 615-nucleotide messenger RNA. NCBI's taxonomy places the organism in Eukaryota, Fungi, Ascomycota, Sordariomycetes, Hypocreales, Bionectriaceae. The record is from the annotation of a GenBank genome assembly.
AUGCAUUUCCUGUCGGCGGCCAAGUCCCUGCUCCUGGGAGCUGUCGCCUUCCAGACAGCCGUCGCACACAACAUCGCCCUGGGCUCCCACGGCGUUGAGUGCUUCCACGAGACUUUGCACAAGGAUGACACCAUGACAGUCACCUUCCUGGUGGGCGACCGGGAGUUUGGUUCAGCAGGCAACCUCGAAAUCGACUUCUGGAUUAUCAACCCCGCGAACCAGUAUGAGGUGAACGAGAAGUCCGUCACGUCUGGCGACCACUCCUUCACCGCCCAGCACGAUGGCAAGUACGGAUAUUGCUUCGGCAACCAGCACUGGGGAGCCAACACCAAGGAGGUCUCCUUCAACGUCCACGGCAUCGUCUACGUCAGCGAGUCCGACGCCCCGGCUGACCCAUUGGAGAAGGAGGUCCGUCAACUGAGCGACCUCCUCGACCAGGUCAAGGAUGAGCAGCAGUACAUCGUCAUUCGCGAGCGCACCCACCGCAACACUGCGGAGAGCACCAACGGCCGAGUCAAGUGGUGGAAUCUUUUCGUCAUCGGAAUUGUCAUUGGGGAGUCGCUGUUCCAGGUCUGGUGGCUGCGCCGCUUCUUCGAGGUCAAGCGUGUGGUAUGA